Molecule: messenger RNA, 1704 nt
Organism: Bubalus bubalis (water buffalo)
Lineage: Eukaryota; Metazoa; Chordata; Mammalia; Artiodactyla; Bovidae
Gene: SIL1
Product: SIL1 nucleotide exchange factor
Exons: 10
Coding region: 150-1544 (464 amino acids)
Source: RefSeq, a predicted model, not a curated record
GCAGUAAGGCCACCCGGUCCUGGGCCUGGGCUGGAGGCUCAGGGCGCUGCUCCGGUCUCUACCCGCCAGCGGCCCUGGCGCCUUCCCAGCACUGUUCGGGGUCCCUACAUUUCCCACCAGUGUCUCUGAAGCGGGACGUGCCUCUAACUAUGCCUCACCAGGGCCUGCUCCUUUUUAGGAUGGCUCCUCUGUGUGUACUGCUCAGCAUGCUGAUGGUCUCCUGCUUCAACUUCUGCCUCUGUCAUAAGAACUCGGAAUUUGCGCUGACCAACCCAGAGAAGAGCAGCACCAAAGAAACAGAGAGAAAGGAAACCGUAGCAGAGGAGGAGCUGGAACCCAAGAUUCUGGAGGUGUUUCACCCGACCCAUGAGUGGCAGGCACUUCGUCCAGGUCAGGCUGUUCCUGCAGGAUCCCACGUGCGGCUGAAUCUCCAGACUGGGGCAAGGGAAGUGAAACUCCAAGAUGAGGACAAGUUUCAAACUAAUUUGAAAGGGUUGAAAAAAGGCAAAAGGCUGGACAUCAACACCAAUACCUAUACAUCUCAGGACCUCAAGAACGCACUGGCAAAAUUCAAGGAAGGGGCAGAGAUGGAAAAUUCAAAGGAAGACCAGGAAAGGCAGGCCAAAGUUAAGCGGCUCUUCCGUCCCAUUGAGGAGCUGAAGAAGGACUUUGAGGAGCUGAAUGUUAUCAUUGAGACAGACAUGCAGAUCAUGGUACGAUUGAUCAACAAGUUCAAUAGUUCCAGCUCCAGCCUGGAAGAGAAGAUUGCUGCACUGUUUGAUCUCGAAUAUUAUGUCCAUCAGAUGGAUAAUGCACAGGACCUGCUUUCCUUUGGUGGCCUUCAGGUUGUGAUCAACGGGCUCAACAGUACAGAACCCCUGGUGAAGGAGUAUGCAGCAUUUGUGCUGGGGGCUGCCUUUUCCAGCAACCCAAAGGUCCAGGUGGAGGCCAUUGAGGGGGGAGCCCUGCAGAAACUGCUGGUCAUUCUAGCCACGGAGCAGCCUCUCACUACAAAGAAGAAGGCCCUGUUCGCCCUGUGCUCCUUGUUACGGCACUUCCCCUAUGCCCAGCAGCAGUUCCUGAAGCUGGGGGGGCUGCAGGUGCUGAGGAGUCUGGUCCAGGAGAAGGGCAUGGAGGUGCUGGCCGUGCGUGUGGUCACCCUGCUCUAUGACCUGGUCACCGAGAAAAUGUUUGCGGAGGAGGAUGCCGAGCUGACGCGGGACAUGUCCCCCAAGAGGCUGCAGCAGUAUCGCCAGGUGCACCUCCUGCCCAGCCUGCAGGAGCAGGGCUGGUGCGAGAUCACCGCCCACCUCCUGGCGCUGCCAGAGCACGACGCCCGCGAGAAGGUGCUGCAGACGCUGGGCGCCCUCCUGGCCACCUGCCGGGACCACUUCCAUCAGGACACGCAGCUCCACAGGACACUGGGCACCCUGCAGGCUGAGUACCAGGCACUGGCCGCCCUGGAGCUCCAGGAGGGUGAGGACGAGGGUUACUUCCGGGAGCUCCUGGACUCCAUCAACAGCUUGCUGACAGAGCUGAGAUGAGGCUGCCCCUGACACCGGGACGCUACUUGUGAGACUGAGGGGCACCAGCUUGGGUGGGCUCCUCAGGGGAUACCAGGCAGGAGGGGGGGGGCUUCCCUACUGGGGCCUGGGCAUCAUCUGGGCUGUGUUGGCUUGGCCAUUAAAUGGAGGCGUGACGGCC